AUGGGGCUUAUGAUAGAGAAGCCAUCGCCAGAGAGGGGAAGCGAGAGAGAUAGAUAACGGAGGAGCAACCUUGUCUUCUCCGGCCCUUCCACGAUAAACCAGCACUUCAAAUCAAACCAGCCACCAUUACCAACCUUGUAGGACCCCUUCAGAUUGCCAAAACAUAAAAACGGGUCAGGAAACGAGGAGAGCAUAGUAGUUGGCUGCCACUGUCGAUUCCGGCGGUCUGGACUCGCUCCACCAAGGUGGCAAUAUCUAUAUGGAACUUUCUUUUUAAUCGAAGUUGUCUCGGCUGAUUCCUUUUCAACCAAAAGUUUACUGUUCGCAUUCUUUUAGAGCUUUCUGAAUCAGUGUAGAUUCAAAUUAUCAACAUGGCUUGGAUUUUAUACCGAUCCAAGCUUAAGCUUCUAUCACAUCAGUUCCAGAGAUGUUAUGUUCAAACUCCGUAUGCCUCUUUGCUUAAUUACACUGCUAAAAGCUCAAAAUCAUGCUCAUCAGAGCAUCCAAUUUGGGACAAUUGUAAGAGGCCUAUUUGUAAGAGGCCCACAGAUUUUUUCAACAAUGUUAGGUUUUUUGCUGCCCCAGUUCAGGUUAAGGCAAAGAAAGAAGAGAAGGACACUAGUGGGCCACGUUUAAAUGACAACAUCGAAGCUCAGUUUGUCAGGCUGGUAGAUGAUGAAGGGCAUAGUGUUGUCUCGCUGCAUGAAGCACUGGAACAAGCGAGGAAACUCAAACUUGACUUAGUUGAGGUUAAUAGACAUGCUGAUCCACCUGUCUGUAAAAUCAUGGACUUUCACAAGGAGCAGUACAAACGACAUUUGAAGGAAAAGGACCGUGCUAAAAGCAAGUCUGAGAUGACGUUAAAGACGGGUGAUUGCAAAGAAAUCCGAUUUUCUGAGAAAACUGAACAAAAAGACUUAAAAAUGAAAGCAGAUACAGUAUUAAGGUUAAUACAGCGUGGUUAUCGAGUAAAGUGUAUGGUCUUAUGUUCAUCGAAGAAGGGCUCUGGUAGAAAGGGUUCUGGUGAUGAAGAUCUAACUGAAGAGGAAAUAGCUGAGAGGAAAAGACAAGAAGAAGAAGAGGAAAAGGAAUUAAAAGCACUGUUAUCUCGUCUCACUGCUUUGAUUGAAGAUGAAUUUGUUGUGGAGACUGGGCCAAGGGUGGAGAAAAGACAAGCAUUUUUGAUUGUUAGGCAUGCCAAGUUUGGGCCAUUGAAGAAGGGUAGUGCUAAAAAGUCGAAGGAUGCUGAAACGGUUGCCAUUGCAGAGCCAACCGCCACCCAUUCUAGUAUACAUUGUAGAGAGGAGAUUAAUAGUCCAUCAGAAGCAGAUUCCUCUCGGAGGAACUUAAAUAUUCCACACUUAUCACAUCCUAGCCCAGUAGAUGAUUCUAAACAAGCAGACAGACUUCCAUUAUCAACACAGCCAUCCCUUGAGACUGAAAACAGGUAUAGAAGAAGUGAAGCAGGGGAGCGGUUCCCACCCACGACAUCAAGGGAUAGUAGGGGCCCAGCUCAGACGGGCUCUUUUAGGGCUGGACCUGGAUUCUCACAUUUGGAUGGGCACACACGGCCAGGGAUAAAUGUCCCUUCUUCAAGGAGAGAAGGAAAUCCAACUCGGACUGAUUCCUCUGCUUUUGGAAACAUAAAGCUUCCUCGUGCUGACGAUACCAGAACCCAGUCAUCCAACUAUGGAAUAUUUAGCUCUUCAAAUGCAGCUACUCCCAGAAAACAAGGUGUAACAGCAGAAGUUAGUAACAACAAGGAAGGAAUCCCUUAUCAUUCUAGCAAAGAUCAAAACACAGGAGGGUUUGCAGCAGAUCCUAGGUUCUCAACCUCAAAACCUGAUGGUGACCGAUGGCCAGGCAAUGAUGGCAGUGGACAAGGGAGAUGGGGGAUAUUCAGUAGGGAUGGCUCAAAUAUAAACCCAAAUAGAAUACCCAAGUGAUGUUAGCUUUUUCCUUUUCUUAGUUAGAUUGGUAUUACAUAGCAGCCUCUGAUCUUAAGGCUGCAGAUUUUUUUCUGAUGCAUCUGGCAGAAUCAAUUAUUUAUUCGUUUGCUCAAGUAGCAAAUACGGGGAGGUAUGUUGUAGACAACAACUAAUUCAGUUCAUAAAUGUCCUCAACUUUGUUAUCCAAACUUAUUUUUAAAAUAAUUUGAGACUUCAAUUUAGAUUCUAA
Messenger RNA from Manihot esculenta (cassava), 2178 nucleotides. Its product is annotated as translation initiation factor IF3-1, mitochondrial. The record is from RefSeq and is a predicted model, not a curated record. Bases 372 to 1946 code for a protein of 524 amino acids. The transcript is spliced from 8 exons. Gene Ontology annotation, biological process: translational initiation; ribosome disassembly. Gene Ontology annotation, molecular function: ribosome binding; translation initiation factor activity. NCBI's taxonomy places the organism in Eukaryota, Viridiplantae, Streptophyta, Magnoliopsida, Malpighiales, Euphorbiaceae.